AACAUAGUAAUGUAGCGAGUUAGUUAGCCACAUUCUUGCAUGUUCCCAGACAGCCUGAGAUGUCAGCUGAAGAGUGGAGGAGCAGGCCAAAGGAAAAUAUGGAGGCGACUUGUGACUGAUUGUUCCGGCUAUAUAUGACGUUAGCUACAUCUAACACUUUAUACAAGAUUAUUUUGCGUCUUGCUGUAACCCAGAGUAGGGUAAUGCCCAGGCUAUACAUAUUUUCGUCAAAAGAAAGCCAAUACUAUAACAUUACGUUACCGGUAGCGCUAAGCUAACAUGAAAGCGGCCGUAGGUUCAGUAAACUCGGACAGCGAAAAUCAAGUGUCACCGCUUUGAGAGGUUUGCAUUGAGUUUAUGUCUUGUUUAUCGGCAACCCUUAUCAACUGUAAAACUGAAAUAGCGUUGUAGGAGUUUUUUACCAUUUAAUGUAACUCUCAGCGUUACACCACCGGGCAAAACGGCAAUAGUUACAACGUUAGUAAGUUGCAACAAUUAAGGAUUUGUUGUUACCAUUUGUUUGAGUGGAUGAACGCCGAACUGAAGCUAGCGUGGACAGUGUUUCCAAAAAUAAAUUGAAACAUAAUUGUAUUUAAGUGCCUCAUUAAACAGACACGGUUAAAGACACGGCUCGUGUUAAAUUGGCAGGUUUUCGAACUGAGUUUGGUUCUGUGGUCUCAGUCUCAACCUAUCCACGAGAGCAUCACGCGCCACGUUUGAAGAAGCUUAUGAUGACAUGAUGAUGGUGCUGGCCCUCCGUUCACUAUGGCCCAGAACCAGGUGAUCCUGCAGUUUCGCUUUGCCACUUUUGGGGACUCCAUGCUGCAGAAGAUGAACCUCCUACGACACCAGAGACGCUUCUGUGAUGUCACUGUACGCAUCAACCAGCUGGAGGUCCCUGGUCACAAGGUAGUGUUUGCCGCCGGCUCGUCUUUCUUGAGAGACCAGUUCAUCCUUCAGCAGGACUCGAGGGAGGUCCAGAUUUCCAUGAUCCAGGAGGCAGAGGUGGGCCGGCAGCUGCUGUUGUCCUGCUACACAGGUCAGCUGGAGUUUCCUGAGCUGGAGCUGGUGCAUUACCUGACAGUGGCCAGCUUUCUCCAAAUGGGCCACAUUGUGGAGCAGUGCACUCAAGCUCUCAGUAAGUUCAUCAAACCUCAGCCUGCACGCCACCUGGAGGUGGAUGUGGAUAUGAGGAGGGACAAGAGGGAGGAGGGCUUAUCCUCCCAGGCCCAGAGAGAGCAAGAGCGCUCUCAGAUUCGGACUGUCCAUCAGGAGGAGGAGGAGGAGGAGGAGGAGGAGGAGGAGGUGGAACAGGUUGAGGAUGACAACAAUGGCGUCGAUGAUGAUGAUGAUGUAAUCAUACAGCCUAAGUCCCCUCUCCCAAUGUUAGGCAGACGUCCAAGGCAGGGUAUGGUGGAGAGUGACAUCACUAUAGUGAAAGUGGAGUCUGUGUCUGAAGUAGCAGAAAACUCCGUCACUGGUCACUUCCCCACCAGCCCACCUGCUGCCCUCCACUCUCCUGAGCCCCAGCACUCCCUCAUCAACUCCACUGUGGACAGUCGUGGCAGCGAGAUGGCAGUUCCACCUGGUGUGGCCGGAUACCCGCUCAGUCCCCCUCCUCCAUCUCCUCCAGCAGAGAAACACAGUGGGCACCAGAGGAACUACGACAAACCUCUCCAGUGGUACCACCAGUGCCCCAAGUGUGCCCGGGUCUUCCGCCAGCUGGAGAACUACGCCAACCACCUCAAGAUGCACAAGCUGUUUAUGUGCCUCCUGUGCGGCAAGACCUUCACACAGAAGGGCAACCUGCAUCGGCACAUGCGCGUCCACGCCGGCAUCAAGCCCUUCCAGUGUAAAAUCUGCGGUAAGACCUUCACCCAAAAGUGUUCUUUGCUGGAUCACCUAAACCUGCACAGUGGGGACAAGCCACACCGCUGCAACUACUGUGACAUGGUUUUCGCUCACAAGCCAGUUCUCCGCAAGCACCUCAAACAGAUCCACGGGAAGAACAGCUUUGACAACGCAAAUGAAGGCAGCCUGCACGACGGAGGGCUGGACUCUUUUUUAUAAGCUUCGUUGGAGGCCGUCAGUCAUUUAAAUGAGCAUGAUGCAGACUUUCCCUCAUAUGGGACAUUUCUCCAAUGAGUCCACCUAUAUUUUGACACAAUUUAUACGAAGCUGGACAAUAGAGCGUGUUAUUCUUUGUGGGAAAAGCCAACGAUUGCAUUAAUAAAGAUGGGCAGAUGAGUGAACAUGAUGGCUGGUUUCCCAAAGUGUCAGCCUCAUUCUGAUGGGUUUAACUGGGUAACAUUUAGGGCUGAAUGAUUCUGAAAAAAUUGAGAUUAUUUUGACUGAUAUUGCAAUUGCGAUGUGAUUUACAAUAUCGGAGGGAAUGAUCAUUUUUACAUAAUUAUUCUCAUUUUCAUUAACAAACAUAAAUAAAUGAUAAUGGUGUGAUUUUUUUUUUUUUUUUUUUUUUUUUUUUGCAGGGAUAUGUACCAAACAAGGUCCAGCACGACAAUAUUUAAUUUGAAAUGGUAUUUUGACACAUUUUGCCUUUAACAAAUAUUGCACCUCCUGCGAUUUGGAAAUUGCAGAAGGCCAUAUUGCGAUUUCAAUUACUUGUUCAGCCCUAGUUACAUUUCACUGUAGCUUCCUUACUGUGGACUAUUUUAUUUUUCCUACAAUACAUUGGUGAUGCCUUCACAUCGUACUUGAAAAUUCAGCACUGAAACGCAAAACAUAAUGACUGUACUUCAUGAGUUUUAUUGAUGAUGAUUAACAUGUCUUUGUGUCUACAUUGUCCAAUGAAAAUAUCCAUAUGUAUAUCGUGUAUACAGUCUACUGUAGCCUUUCUUUCUUAUCUGUGUGAAUAUGACAACAUUGACUUCAUAACUUAAAGAAACUUGAAAGAGGGAGGGUUGAAAAAUAUAUUAUUUAAGGCAAGCUACACAAGGUAGAUUUAUUUAUCAUUUAUCAACAACACAGGGUUGUAUAACGAGAUGAAGUUGUAGUGCCCUUUAUGCUAUUCACAAAACACCAGUGAGAAAUGGGAUGCCAAAGUGUCUAUGUGAACUGAACUGGUUCUUUUAUACAGACUUUGUAUCCGAGGUACUUUUGGACCAAAGUGACAUUGUAUCUGUCCUGUGUUCAUGGAAGUCAAUGUGUGUUAGAAAAAUAAAAAUUGACUCUUAAUCAA
Molecule: messenger RNA, 3199 nt
Organism: Micropterus dolomieu (smallmouth bass)
Lineage: Eukaryota; Metazoa; Chordata; Actinopteri; Centrarchiformes; Centrarchidae
Gene: zbtb26
Product: zinc finger and BTB domain containing 26
Exons: 2
Coding region: 766-2070 (434 amino acids)
Biological process (GO): regulation of transcription by RNA polymerase II
Cellular component (GO): nucleus
Molecular function (GO): RNA polymerase II cis-regulatory region sequence-specific DNA binding; protein binding; DNA-binding transcription factor activity, RNA polymerase II-specific
Source: RefSeq, a predicted model, not a curated record